CAAUCAUAAUAAACGCUUAAACCUAUUUCAUUUUGUUACUUUAUAUUUGAAUUAAAAUUUGUAGUAUAUGCAGUUGAAUAAAAAUGAUCUGGUUUAUAAAUGGGAAAAAGAAAAACUUCGAUAGUGUAAUAAGGAGACGAAGAUUAUCAAAACUAUAUGAUAUAUUAGUGAAAAUUCAAACCCCCUCUGUGUAUUCAAAAACAGUUUGUUCUCACCUCAAACCUACUCCGGUAAUAUUAGCAUAUUAUCCAGAGUGAUGGGGUUUCAAAUUGUUUCCACAUUAUUUCUAGGCGGACCCUUUGAAUAUAUGGGCUACCAGUUCCUACCAUCUGGAUAUUUCAACAAGUUAUCUCUUUUCUUGUUUGUUUUAACAUAUCAUUAUGCUCAUUAGUCGCAUAGCCUAUUCAGGAGCGUUUGUGACAAGUUUGCGACAUUUCGCUGUGCAAAUUACGGAAGGGCCCAAUCAAAGACAUCUUGGUUGCUGGCAAUACGCAUCGAAAACAGUGUACAUUACUCAAAUGUCGAUUCCCGAACUGCUAACAUAUCACUGGCGACCACUCAAUAUUUAUCGUCAGAAAAAAAACUUGUUGAAAUACUUUAUGCUGAGAAUUCUACCGAAAUUCUCAUCUUCUAAUUCUUUUACAUUGCCCUUUUUAAUACCAUUUCACCUUGGAUACGAAGUGAUUGAACAUAGUUCUUUUGUUGACUUGAACAUUAAUGGUAAAAUCAGUAAAAUAAAUACAAUAUAAAGUUUUUGAUGCGUGGAAUUUGUUCUUUAAGAUUAUAAGAUUAAUCCAUUUCUAAAUCAUAUAGAAAGCUUACAAUAAAAUUGAACUUCC
Messenger RNA from Schistosoma mattheei, 839 nucleotides. Lineage: Eukaryota; Metazoa; Platyhelminthes; Trematoda; Strigeidida; Schistosomatidae. The record is from the annotation of a GenBank genome assembly.